GAAAAUAAAACAUCGAUUAGUCUCGCCAGUCUUCACUUUCCAAGAUGGCCGGCACUGCCACCCGAGUUGCCCGAGCCGGUUUAUUAAAGGCUUCUGUGCCAUGGCUUGCUUUGCAGCCAACAGCCAAGUUCUCAACACUAAGAGACAUGACAACUACAAGGAAAGCUGUGCUUGGUGUUAUGGGUGUGCUAGGAGGAGGAGCUGCAGGUAUGGUUUAUGCUCUUAAUGAGUCUGUGAAGGCCUCGGAGUUGGAAUUGCACUGUACCACAUUCCCCUGGCCUCACAAUGGUUAUUUUUCAUCCUUCGACCAUGCAUCCAUCCGCCGUGGAUACGAGGUGUACAAGAAUGUGUGCGCUGCAUGCCAUUCCUUGAAGUACGUUGCUUUCCGUAACCUGAUUGGAGUGUCCCACACUGAAGCAGAAGCCAAGGAAGAAGCUGAGAGUGUACAGAUAACCGAUGGACCUAAUGAAGAGGGUCACAUGUUUCAGAGGCCAGGCAAAUUGUCUGACUAUUUCCCAAAUCCCUAUCCUAACGAUGAAGCUGCUCGUGCUGCCAACAAUGGUGCCCUUCCUCCAGAUUUUUCUUACAUAACAGCAGCCCGACAUGGAGGAGAGAAUUACAUUUUCUCUUUGUUGACUGGGUACUGUGACCCUCCUGCUGGUGUACAAUUACGUGAAGGUCUCUACUACAACCCUUACUUCCCCGGUGGGGCUAUUGGUAUGGCCCAAGCCCUUUACAAUGAGGUGAUGGAAUACAGUGAUGGGACUCCAGCUACGGCUUCGCAAAUGGCCAAAGAUGUGUCGACCUUCCUUCGAUGGGCCUCAGAACCUGAGCAUGAUCAACGCAAAAAAAUGGCCUUGAAGGCCCUAAUGAUCUUUCCUUUACUCAUUGCUAUAUCAUAUUACAUAAAGAGGCACAAGUGGAUAGUAAUUAAGAGUAGGAAAUUUGCUUUCAAACCUUCCUCCAAGUAACAAGUUGUAUUAUACCCUUGAGAGAUUGUCAUUCACUGUAAUAAUAAAUACUGCCAUAUUAAUAAUUUGACAGUUGUCUGCCAAUUCCCAUGACUGGAUUGGAAUAGUUUUAACGAAUUUAAACAUUCAAUUUCUCUUGUUAAGAUUCUGUGCCCAUCCUUGGGAAAUGGUAAGUUGAUUGUCACCAGUUGAGACAAGGUCAUAUGGUUGCUAUCAAACAAUAGAAGACAAAGCAUUUAGUAAUAUUUCAUGAUUUUUAAGGGUAUAUUUCUACAAUGUAGGAAUUUAUAGAAGAAAACUCGGUGACUUGCAGGAAGAGGGAGAGCUCCCUUUUGGCAGACAAACCAGUGUACAUAGUUAUAUUUAUUUGGCAAUAAGAGUAAGUUGUUCUAGCAUUGCCAAGCUUCGUGUACAUUACCAGGAAGUUAUAAGAAAUACAUUAAACAUUUUU
This is a messenger RNA of Cherax quadricarinatus, 1422 nucleotides long. RefSeq names its product Cytochrome c1 (gene Cyt-c1). Gene Ontology annotation, molecular function: heme binding; electron transfer activity. NCBI's taxonomy places the organism in Eukaryota, Metazoa, Arthropoda, Malacostraca, Decapoda, Parastacidae. The record is from RefSeq and is a predicted model, not a curated record. Gene Ontology annotation, biological process: mitochondrial electron transport, ubiquinol to cytochrome c.